GGCAGACACAUACAAUUUUUUCAUUUUAAUUUCACUAAUAUAGCUUGGAAUAAUUUUUCCAAGAAUUUGGACAUCAAGACAAGAGCCGUUAGUGUUUCAAAGAUGCGUUGGUGGCGCCAGAUCAAAUAGAUGCAGAUGCCGCCGCUGCACAAGCAAAAAGAGUCAAUAGCCGAAAAAUGAACAAUUUGGAUCACGUAAAACACUUUUAUCCCGAAAACUACAAAUUGGAUUUAUCGGAGACGAUGAAGGCGGCACUAUCUAAAGGCCCAGUGGGCGGUGGCGGAGGCGUGGUCAAUGCCACAGGCAGCAGCAGCAGUGGCAGCAGCAACAACAGCAAUUUAUCCAGCUCGAUGGGUGCACCAUCACUGAGCGAUUUGUUGCAGCAACAGCAGCCCAACGCCGGCGUUGGCUACGUGACCGAAAAGCUGUAUAUGUUGCUACAACUGUAUCUGCAGAACAAGGGUUGGAAUCCAAGUGCUGAGCUGCUGCAGUGCUUCAGCGAUCUGAAGGACAAUGCAAUGCUACCCAGUGCUGCAUAUUUGCAAGUGCUGGCGAAUCGACUAACGCUGGACUCGCAGGGCCGUCUAAUCCUGCGCGACAAUGGCAAGAUUGUGUUGCCGUUUGAGCACUUUGCCAAUGCUGUCAUGCUGAAGCACAUGUCCGGACCACAUGGCCUCCAUCUCAGUGUGGAUGCGACAGUGCGUGCGGUGAUCGAAUCGUACACGAUUGGACGGGAUCAGUUUGGAAUGGAGAAGGAGUUCAUUAUUGAGGUGGUACAAUCGUGUCCGAGUCCCGCUUGUCGCUACUAUAAAAAUCACAUGGGCAUCUCCCCAAUGCCAUUUAUGGAGCAACAAUAUCCGGGUGUGAAUACGCCCGAUUUUAUUCAACGCUUGUCGCAUCUGCCACCGAGUGCAGCAGCUGGCAGUGCCACCACUGCAAGUGCUGCUGCUGCUGCGGCGGCGGCUGCAGCUGCUGCUGCUGCGAGUGGUGUGUCCAGUAAUAGCAACAAUGCUACAACCGUUGAGAUUGAUCUGUCCAAGUCGAGUGGCGCAAAGGUACCGCCACAAUUGCAACAUUUGACCAAGCAGCAGCAGAGCAGCAUUCAAUCGCAGUUGUCCCAGAUCAGUGCAGCUGCUGUCGCCGCACAUCACCAGCAACAACAGCAGCAACAACAACAGCAGCAGCAGCAGCAACAACAACAGCAACAACAACAGCAGCAACAACAACAGCAGCAACAACAACAACAGCAGCAGCAACAACAACAAGCCCAGGCUCAAGCUCAAGCGAAACAUCAGCAGCAACAAUUGACGGCAGCCUUGAUACAACAACAGAAUCGCGUGCUCGCCCAGCAGAGCCUGGAGAAGCUGAGCAAUCUGAGCGCCUUGGAGAAACAGCGCGUCUUUGCCCAGCUCGAUCCGAAGCAUUUUGAUCCCAUGGCUGUGGCAGCUGCGGCAGCCAAUUUGCAAAUUCAGGGCAUGAUGCAGUCGCAAGCAGUCGCCGCCGCAGUUGCCUCCAAUCAGCAACAGCAGCAACAACAACAGCAGCCAGCGGCAUCUUUGACUGUCAGCAGCAACUCAGCAACAAUCAGCUCCAGCGUUGGCGCUCAGGUGCAUCAUGGUCAUCAUACGCUGCCAUCGCCGUCGCAGUCGCCACACUCUUUGUCCUCCUCGUCCUCCUCGCACUCCUCGAUGGAUCAGCUAACGCACAAGAAUAUGGCCGAGUCCUUACGCUCCAAUCUGGACUCGAUUGAAUCGAACAAGGAUCUGUUGGCAUUGCACAAUGGUGCCUGGACCAGUCAGGAUGCGAAUCGCAUCGAUCACACUGGCGUCGGUCAGGACAAGAUUGUGCGCAUCUUCUCGGAGCUGAUGCGCAAUAUGUCGCGCAUGAAGACCUACAUAAGACCCUCCAUGUGCAAGCCCUAUGGCAAGCAGAGUGAAAGCCUACAGAAGACUCUAAUGGACACCAUACAAAUAGUGCAGACGCUGCGUAAUUGUUUGCCAGCACCGCAUAUUCCUGUCUCGUCUUGGAAGAGCGAAAGCGAGGGCGGCAGUGUCAGUGUUGGGGGCGUUGGGGUUGGAGUGGGUGUGGUGCCGUCAGGAAUGAACCUAAACACACUCGGUUUGCAGUCCAAUCGUGUGGAUAACUUGCACUAAGUGAACCGCAAACUCAAAGCUAAAUCGCAUCUAAAAUUACGUUAGGUAAUAACUUAAUCCUGCGAGUAUCCCAACAACAACAACAAUACAGUAUUUAUAUAGCAGAUUUAUAUCAUCUUCAUUGGCUUGGCUCAUGGUUUUUCAAUUAUAACUAGUAUAUAUAUUAUGUGCCAUGGUUCAAACACAAGACUUGAUUUCAUUUCAAUAUUUGACUGAUUUUGUAUAGCUUGUUAAGGGCUUGUUAAGAUUUAUGCGCUUAAGUCUAAGAUUAAGAUUUCUUGCAAGAUUUCUUGGAUUUUAUUUAUUAUUUAAUUUGUCGCUCGUUUUAUUUACACUUUUGGCAUAUACAAAAUUAACUAAGCAUAUUAAUUCAAUUGGCAAAAAGUCUGUGAUAUUUAAAUUAUGUUUAACAAGCACAAGCAUUAGCAAAAACAAAACAAAAAUCCAAAAUUAAAAUUAAUUUAUUAUUGUGUGUUUCUUUUGUUGCAAACUGCAAUUUACUUUGUGCAAUAUUAUAUAAAAUUGUCCAAAAAAACAAAAAACUAUUCUUAAUUGUAUUCUUAACCACUUUUGUGCAAUUGAAAAAAGCAAACAACUUUCUCACUCAUAUCAAAAGCGCAUAGCAUUAAACUCAAGGGCGAAAUAUGCCCCUCUAUACUAUGUAUUAAAUUAUAAAUAAAUAUAAAUAUAUACGAUCUAAGAUAAUGCAACAUAUUAUGUAGUAGAAGAGAGUUCAGAGAGGUGCAGGCAAAUCGGAGUUGUAUUAAUUUGUAAGCAGUAGCAGAAGGGUUGUAUUUCGACUACACACACACACACACAAGCACACACACACAUAACAAACACAUUCGUAUGAAUAAGCUAAAUAAUAUUACAAAUAAUAAUAUAUUUUAUUCCAUGCUAAAAAAAAAACAUUGAAAAUAACCGAAAUAACCGAUCCUUAUCGAGCAUACAGUAUUAUUCAGAAAUAAAAGACACUUGCAAUACCAUUAAUAUUUC
Messenger RNA from Drosophila grimshawi, 3149 nucleotides. Its product is annotated as mediator of RNA polymerase II transcription subunit 15. The record is from RefSeq and is a predicted model, not a curated record. The transcript has 5 exons. Lineage: Eukaryota; Metazoa; Arthropoda; Insecta; Diptera; Drosophilidae. Bases 177 to 2153 code for a protein of 658 amino acids.